Molecule: messenger RNA, 1458 nt
Organism: Chrysoperla carnea
Lineage: Eukaryota; Metazoa; Arthropoda; Insecta; Neuroptera; Chrysopidae
Product: cytochrome P450 6k1-like
Exons: 2
Molecular function (GO): oxidoreductase activity, acting on paired donors, with incorporation or reduction of molecular oxygen; iron ion binding; monooxygenase activity
Source: RefSeq, a predicted model, not a curated record
UUAAUCAAAUAUUAUAAAGAAAAUUUUAAUUAUGAUUAUUGGAAAAUUCGAAAUGUAAAAUUUCUGAAACCUUUACCAAUAUUUGGUAAUUAUUUGCCAGCAAUUUUAAUGCAAAUGAGUACUGGAAAAUUGUUAGAAAAAAUACAUAGGCAUUACGAAAAUGAACCUUACGUUGGAUUUUACAUAUUUAAUAAACCAUAUUUAUUAAUAAAAGAUCCAAAAAUAAUUCAAUCAAUUUUGGUAAAAGAUUUUACUAAAUUUAAUAAUCGUUCAACAGCAUCAGUUAUUGAAAAUGAUUUUAUUGGUACAUACAGUUUAUUUGCAUUAAAAGAUACAGAGUGGAAAGUUUUACGUAGCAAAGUUUUGCCGUUUUUCUCAACAAAACAAAUGAAAUUAAUGUUUGAAUUAAUAACCGAUGUAGGGGAACAUCUAAAUGAAGAAAUUAAACAAAUUUAUAACAAAAAAACAAAUAUAAUUGAGACGAAAGAUACGGCUGGAAAGUUUGCAUCAGAUAUUAUUGCGGCAUGUGUUUAUGGUAUUCCACCUCCAAACGAAUUUCUUCAAAUUAGCAAAAGUAUAUUUGAAGCAAGUGUUAUUCGAAAUUUCGAAUUAAAUUCCUUCUUUUUUAUGCCAAUUUUUGCUGCUAUAUUUAAAUUUACAUUUAUUGGACAUAAAGCCACAAAUUAUUUACGAAUGUUAUUUUGGAAUAUUAUAAAUACUAGAGAAAUGGAAGUACAGCAUAAUUCAAAGAUGAAACAAGAUAAUUUUUUGAAUUUUUUAAUAGAAUUACGAAAAAAUAAAGAAAUUUCAUUAACUCAUGAUAAAUUAGUGGCACAAGCUAUUAUAUUUUUUACAGCCGGUAUAGAGGGUCCAGCGACAGCUAUUUCACAAGGUUUAUAUCACAUAGCUUUAAAUUCAAAUAUUCAGCGUAGAUUAAGAAAGGAAAUCAAACAAGCAUUAGCUGAUAAUAAUAAUGAAUUAACAUUUGAAAUUAUAAAAGAAAUGCCUUAUUUAGAUGCAUGUGUUCGUGAAUCAUUUCGAAUGGCUAUUGCAUUACCAUUUCUUGAUAGACAGGCUAGUGAAGAUUAUAAAGUGCCAGGAACUGAUUUAAUUAUUGAAAAAGGAAUGGGAAUAUUUAUAUCAUUGUAUGGUAUGCAUUAUGAUCCAAAAUAUUUUCCAAAUCCUAAUAAAUUUGACCCAGAAAGAUUUCUAACGAAUAAAUCAAAACUGGAUCAAUUUGCAUAUUUGCCUUUUGGAGCAGGACCACGUAAUUGUAUUGGUGCUCGUUUUGCGGAUAUACAAGUAAAAAUUGGGUUAAUAAAUAUUUUAAAAGAUUUUCAAGUAGAAGCGGCAAAAAAAAUUGACGAACCAUUCAAGGCACAUCCAAGAGGUUUCUUCUACACACUCGCAAAUGGUUAUGAUUUAAGAUUUAAAAAAGAUGACGAUAUAAACGAUUAA